AUGCUGGAUUCAGAAUCUGUGUUGGAGCUGCGUCGCCCCUCCGUAUCCGAUGGGAGUGAAUCGCCGGGUGGUUUGCCUGGACUGUCGCGUCCGUCUUCGGCGGCGAAGUUGGAGACGGCUUCGCUUGACGCGUGCCGCGUCUCUUCGCCCCAUAGCACGCAUGCCUCCCCGCCGUCUGAAUUGAGCAAUCGGGAACCUAAAAUGUGCGCAUACGCGCUCUCCGAUUCGCCUGACAAGGCGCGAACGGCGAAAUCGCAGCGCACACACAGCGCGGGAUUCUCCGCCAACGAGGAAUCCUCAGCUGCAAGCUCCAUCGGGCGCAGCAUGUCAGAUGGGGAAUUAGUCUCCACCGAGACGGCUGAGGAUGAGACAAACGGUGAAAAGGUCAAGAUCGACCCGGCCCAAAUGCCAGGGGCGCCCCGUCGCGGGGUUGCCGAUGUUCGUAGUGGUCCGGCUGCAUCGACUUUGCCUGGUUUAUUGCCAGCACGUUACGGCAUGUCAAAAAUGAGUACCACCGCUUGCAGCCUAACUCCGGAAGAAGCCUUGAAGAUGUUAUCGGAAUGUGAUCGCAGCGCUGCACCCUCCGCAGCAAGCGACAGUAGGGGUGCUGGCCAUGGUGACAGCAAUCACGCUCAUACAACAGGAGCGACACAAAACAGACCAAAAGAAGUGAAACGUGCGUCGCAUAGUGUCAAGGGGAAGUUUGACGACGAUUUACUGAAUUUCUUGCGAUCACCAACAAUCCAGUCUCUGCAAGUCUCGAGGGCGUACUCCGUCGAUGAUGUAACCGGGCUAAAUCCACGUGUCAACCGUUCUCGUGUCGGAUCGAUUGCUGCAUCAUCAUCCGGAGUAGAAACGUUAAUUUCGGAUCAUGAGGUACCGCUUAAUCAUUCGCCGCACAUUCCGUCACAAUCGCAAUCAAGUCUGCUUGCUGCGGAUGCCACUUCCGCAGCAAAACGCGUUAAACCCUUUCGUCAUGUGAUUAAACAACCAGAUUACGCCUCACAUUUCGCGGAGGACCAUGAUGUUUUUACGCAAUUGCGCAAAGUGUUCACCGAUGCCAAAUCACCGGAUUCCGAUUUCCCAUCAAGCUCUGCAGAGCGUGCGACCGGCGGUUCGUCUGACGAUUUACACGCCGUAUCACCGCUAAUGGAGUGGUUCCCAGAGGAACCGUCACCACCCAUCACACCUUCGGACCCAACGGCUUGCAAUGACGAUAAUAUUUCACUUUUCAAGGAUUGUGCUGGCGUCACCGAGUACGACGAGUUCAGCGACCCGUUUUUUGUUACCGACAUCCCCGACGGUAGGAACGACAUAAACAACAGGAUAAGGCUGCUCCGCCGAGUGCACGAAUCCCUAUACACCACGUCGGAGAUGGCUAGUCUCGGCACCAUCGAGAAAUUUAUGCUAGAGCUAAUGCAGCCGGAUAGUGACUUUGGCAAAUUGACCGCGUACGGUCGUUUGUUGGCAUUUAUAAAUUUGUCUGCGCUGCGCCGCUACAUGUCGCAGCUCUCCGCACUGUAUCGCCAUCCCGAGAUGGCUGUCAUCCGCCAGGUCAUGCGCUACAACGAUGAGGGCGCCAUAAAGAAGGUCAUUAACAUCUCCGAAUCCGUCGCAAGCGGCCAAAUGAACGACAAGGCUGGUUUGGCUGCUAUAGCUGAACUCAUGGCACAUCUUGAUCGCAGCAAAUUCAGCGGUUCCGACUGGGAUCCAAGUUACGGUAAAGCCUUCAAUUACUCCUCAAAUUUCACAUCCGGUAAGGGCGGCAGUGGCACCAGUUCGAGUUCGAUUAACAUGCAAACAAGCCGCCAGUUGUUAGCCGUGCUUGAUGAUUUAUCGGGGUUGUACUUGCCUGGUGGCGAGCCGCACUUUCCGCGGUACGUCUGCGGGGGCGUGGAUCGUAGAUGCGUCGAUGUUUCGGAUACGCUGAGCAUCCCCUUUGACAAAGGCGAUCGCCGCAGCCUGCACGUUCAAUUCGAGCGUCUCAAUCGGUCGUACACUGGCUACUGGCCGGGAACAACCUUCAUUCCACAAACCAUAACUGAGGGUAUGCGCAUCCAGGUACUGCCAACUAAACAGCAAGCGGUGAUGCAUUGGAUUUUGGGAAGGGUGACUUCAAUUUCGUCUGGUGUGCUUAUGGUGGCAAUUGACUCAACAUCUGCCAAGGAGGCUGGUCGCGGGUCGUCAACUGAUCGCAUGUACAUGAUGCGCAAUUUCGUACCGCCAAACGUCCCAACAUCUCGCCUAGAGAAAGCACAGUGGCGACUGUUGCCACGCGAGUUUGAUCCAGAGCGUGACAUUUACGUCGGUUCAUGCCUCAGCGUGUUUGACCCUAUCCUUGGCGGCUACACCGACCGUGUAAUUGUCAACGUGCUAUUUGGCGAUAGUUAUGAGCGCGGUAUUGCACCUGUGAAAUCACCGAAUGACGACACUUUGUUCGGGAAAUCGACCUGUCCUCUGCAGCCCAGCAGUCAGAGCAACGCUGCUCAUGCUCACUCAACUGCGGAAGGUUCGGCGCCUGCUACACUCACAAAGCAGGCUAGUUCCGAAAUAUCACUAGCGGAGGAAGGUGCCACUGUAGUUCCCGAGGGCGCACCGGUGGAUGGCACUGUGAACCCCACCACGGUUCAGGAUGAUAAUACGUCACGCGUAAACACCGCUUCACUGCCAGACGAUGCUAGAGAAAACAUGUUAGCCAAAGUCCACGUUGAUUAUGCUAGCGGUACCGGAGAAGAACACAAUAGAGAGUUGAAUGUAGGACAACGACAAAACGAGGAUAAAAUUGAGUCAUCAUCGGCUACCACUUCCGAUGCCACAAUGAAUGUAAGCGAAUCCACAUCUUCAGAAAAUACAUCUAAACCCGAAGUCUGCACCGCAGUUACAUCUGCAUCUGUGGGUUCUAAUCCAACCUGUCAUUGCAACGGCCACACCCUCCGUGUUUUUGAAGGCCGUGGUGCCACGGACCCGGCCAGGAGGCCGAAGCGCGUGGUCCUGAGCUCACUCUAUGAUCGUCGAGAUAUCGUCGUCGGUGUCGAAGGAUUACGGGCAUACAAGCUAAACUAUGAUCUACAAUCGCACUUCGACAGUCAACCAGACCAUGCUCCCACCUCAACCAACGCGCAUGCUGCAGGCGCGCCUUUCGGCCAGUUCCAGCAUUGCGUUUGGGUGGUGCCACGUACCCUGCCGUUCAGCGAGGUCCCGCAUGAUGUGCUGUCAGUAGGUAAGACCGGCAGCCAGUGGUUCUUCGAGCCCCAGCGUUGUUUGGUGAUGCUUCCGUACAGCAGGAGUAUAGACGUGUUGCAGGAGGCGCCGCGCGUUGUGUCAUUCUUGCAUCCCGAGUUGAACUACAUGGCGCUCUGCGCCGGUAUUUGGAGCGUAAGGGGUGCAGGUCGCACCUUAGGCGAAGUUACCCACACGCAAGCUGAAUCGGGUAAUACAACAGAAGCGCCAACCGGGCGUGCCGAACCCAUUUCUCUGACGCGUAGUCAAAAGGCUGCUACACGGGAGCUUACUGUAAACGAUAUCGUGAACGAGGCGUGCUCAGGAGUGGUGCGUUGCCAUCUCUCCCUUGUGCGGCGUCUGUUCGGCUGCACAACGGUCAUAAGCUUGUGGAUUGCUUUGGAGGGUAUGGAUUUGGAUAACGUAUCUAAGGAUAAUCUGACACUGUCCAUCAUCAUUCCCCCCAAGCCGACAUGCUCCUCGUGUGGCGGAGCUGUAUAUGCUCGAGACGACAUAAUGAAGAUACUACCCGAGAACCCGCCUCUGCUUUUGACGCAAUUAAACAGUAAUAAUGCCGCUAGUGACGUAGGUGCUGAAACAACCGGAGCCACAGUUGCUUCACCAGAUCGUGCAACUGAGGAAACCGUGAAAGCGUCCGGAGCAUCGAUGGGUGAAGGAUCUGCCACAUCAAGCGCAGCUACCAAUACAAAUGCAGCUUCCAAUAAAGGCUCAGGCACAACAACCCCGAAUUCACUGCGUAGCGUUGAAGAGCUGCCAUCAGUGCCUGCCACUGAAACACAACCAGGCCCGACCAGCGGUACGCCCACUCGAGUUGCUGGUCGACCCGUAAUCACUGGGCCAGCUGCACGGCCUGAUGCGGCUCUUAACAUGCGUGAAAUGCCUAUAUUCAACGACCUCGAGACUACGGAAGAGGUUAUUCGGCGAUUCCAGAGCCUGGCGAGUGGCCGUUGGCGUUUGACACGCGAAUGCCUUGCGUCAUACACAGUCGACGACGAUGUGCUACCAGCGCCGGUGAGGAACCAGCAGCAUGCCUUCACAAACCCUGCAUCGCGUUUGUACGGCGGCAAGAGUGAAUUCAUCAACAAGUUGGCGCUGUUUCUCUCUUCUGCCCGGCGUGCACGUGAGACGAAAAUCGACAACGAACUAUAUCGAGGCGCAUACUCCGCUGCUCGCGAGCAUUUCAAUCCGCGUAGCGUAGAGUCAGUGUUAUUGCGCGGUUGGGGAGCGUUUAUAUUGGGGCAAAGCGCCAACCUCGCGGCGAACAAGGCACAGUCUGCAGCUCGCGGGUCAGCCACCCCCGGAGGCCCGAAGAAUGUCAACGCAGCGCGCGCUGCCGGUGCUCCGGGACAGCAUCAUCCGCGAAUGGUGCCCAAUAUGGCCGACCCCAGGGUCGUUGCCGCCAUGGGUAAAUUGGAUCCGAUGUUAUUGAACGCCAUGCCCCCGGCAGACCGUGCGGAUGGGGGAAUUCCCGGCGCAUCGAACGCCGCACAGCGGCGCAAGCCGCGAGAGGAAAAACGAACAAGGCCUCCUAGGGGAGAAUCUCCGCAUGAGGAUGCCGCCCCAGCGCCCGUUUCCCAAGAUGCCGCUGACCGCAACAAGAAGCCGCGCCGAACAAACAAGUUGUCACGCAUGGCCGACAACGAGUACUGCGAGUUCACCGACAAGGAGAUUAGGUACAAGUUAGUGUCGGUGGUCAAGUGGGACGAGGAUUUGGAGCCUUCCGCAUUGGUGUCGGGGGCGCAGUAA
Messenger RNA from Babesia ovata, 4986 nucleotides. RefSeq lists its product as uncharacterized. The transcript has a single exon. NCBI's taxonomy places the organism in Eukaryota, Apicomplexa, Aconoidasida, Piroplasmida, Babesiidae. The coding region runs from base 1 to 4986 and encodes 1661 amino acids. The record is from RefSeq and is a predicted model, not a curated record.